AUGCCAUUUCCCUUGGGUAGUUUCGGCAAAUCUUCGCGAGAUGAUCGAGCCAGGGAUUGGAGCUCGCUUACAAGACGUCAAGAGCAAAGAGAUGUCUAUCUUAUAAAGUGGGGCCGUACACCAUCUUCUCCUUGGAGUUUCCACUACGCUCUUCUCGUUGCUCUUCAAUCCGGGGGUGGUUCACCUGAUGAAAAAACGAGAGGAUCCACAAUUGGCUGGGGCUCCAUGGAGAACGGAAAUUCCGCCAAACGAGGAGCAAAGGCAUGUGUCCGCGAUUUCAAUUAUGCAAACGAGCAGAAAAUGGAGAACACUUAUGAGUGGUUGGGAUGCACCGAGUUGAGCGAUGAACAAAUCAGCAAUAUUAUGUCAAAUUACGGAAAGACCUACAAUAUAGUGAUGAAUAACUGUCAAAGAGUCACCUGCAAGGUGGCAGACAAAGUCACUGAGACUUGGAAGCAAGAGGCAAGAGCGCAGGAAGAAGCAUACAAGAAAAAAGAAGGGCCUAAUGGAGGAAUGUACACGUUUUUCAAAUUACAGCGAGAGAGGCGUGAAAAGCAAGAAGGGCAGAAUAAAUUUGGCUGGCCCCCCGAGUCUCCCAGAGACCAAGGAACCCAAGCAGUCUCGCGAUUAGGCAUGGCGUCGCUUGGUCUCUAA
Messenger RNA from Penicillium angulare, 654 nucleotides. RefSeq lists its product as uncharacterized. The transcript is spliced from 2 exons. The record is from RefSeq and is a predicted model, not a curated record. Bases 1 to 654 code for a protein of 217 amino acids. NCBI's taxonomy places the organism in Eukaryota, Fungi, Ascomycota, Eurotiomycetes, Eurotiales, Aspergillaceae.